This is a messenger RNA of Pediculus humanus corporis (human body louse), 1473 nucleotides long. RefSeq lists its product as uncharacterized. Gene Ontology annotation, molecular function: phosphatase activity. The transcript is spliced from 7 exons. The coding region runs from base 1 to 1473 and encodes 490 amino acids. Lineage: Eukaryota; Metazoa; Arthropoda; Insecta; Psocodea; Pediculidae. The record is from RefSeq and is a predicted model, not a curated record. Gene Ontology annotation, biological process: DNA damage response. Gene Ontology annotation, cellular component: nucleus; cytoplasm.
AUGCAACGCCAAACAUCAAUUGCCUUUGAGGGUAUUGAUUCCAAUACACCUUGGAAUGAAAAACUCAGUGCUAAAUAUACAAAGCAAAUUUUUCAAAAUAUUUUAUCAAGGUCAUUUGCUUAUUACACAAUAAGCAGUAGGCUUCCUGUAAUUUUAACAAAAGUCAUUAAUGACUUGGUCACAAGCAAAGGAAAAAUACUUCAGGAUUCCUCUAAGGAAGGAGAAGAAGAUUUAAAAUGUGUUAUUGGAAAAAUUUCAAAACUUAAAAAUGAAGUAGUCACUAAUAAACCUCUCAUAAAGUUUGAAUCAAAUAAAGGAGAUUUAGAAGUAUGGAAUAAAUAUCUUGAUUCAGAAACGAUUUCCAAAACUGAUGUGCCUUGUUGGUAUUACUCCCCAUGGCUUUAUGUUGAAAAUUACAUGUAUCGAAGAUUGUGGGAAAUUUUUGAAAACAGUCAAACACUUCAAAACUUUGAUCCUUUUGCGAUAAAAAAGGAAGAAGCAUUUUAUGCAUCAUUGCCUGAUAUGAAAUCAAUUUCUCAAAGUGUGAUUCAAUUACUUAAAAUUCCUGAUUUACCUUCUAAUCAAAAUUUACAAGAUACAUUUAAUUUAUUUUUGAAAUUAUCUCUUUGGAGCAAUAGGUGUGAUUUAUCAUUGUCAGAUGUCAAUCAAUUAUCUACUGAGGAAUCAACAAUGCAUAAAUUAAAUGCUUAUGAUGAAUUUAUAUUAAGCAAUGAUUCUCCUAAAAUAUAUGAAUACUUUAACCAAAGCUCCAAAAAUGGAAUUAUUGAUUUUGUGACUGAUAAUUCAUCCUAUGAAAUUUUUAGUGAUUUUUGCUUUUGUGAUUUUUUGUGUACAUCAUCUCUGGCAUCAAAAAUAAAAUUUCAUGUCAAGCAUUUGCCUUGGUAUGUUUCCGAUACCACAAAAGGAGACAUAAAAUGGCUGCUUGAUAGAAUGGAUAAAGAGGGUUUAAGCAAUUUAUCUGACAGAUGGAAAAAAUAUUUAGAAGAUGGCACUUGGUGCAUUUUAGAUGAAAAUUAUUGGACUUUGCCAUUUGACUUUAAUGUCAUGAAGGUUGAAGAUAAAGAGUUAUAUAAUUCUCUAUGUGAAUCAAAGUUAGUCAUAUUCAAAGGAGAUUUAAAUUAUCGCAAAUUACUUAGUGAUAUUAAUUGGGAUCCUUGUGAAAGUUUUCAAACAGUUUUAAGAGAUUUUAAACCAACUAGUGUACUUUCAUUAAGAACUGUUAAAGCAGAUUUAAUAUGCGGAUUGCCUGUUGGAAAGUAUGAAGAAAUAACACAAAAAAAUAAAAUGUGGAUGAGAACGGGGGAAUAUGCUUCUCUGUUUCUCUAUGGAAUAUUAAUAGCGCAUUCAGAAACCAAUUUUAGUGUAAUAAAGUUUUCAAAAUGGACGUCAAAAUUAGUUUUUACUGGGAGUUGUUGUGAAAUGCAGAAACCGCAUUGUUUAUAUCAAGUUUAA